Molecule: messenger RNA, 1791 nt
Organism: Thyridium curvatum
Lineage: Eukaryota; Fungi; Ascomycota; Sordariomycetes; Thyridiales; Thyridiaceae
Exons: 3
Coding region: 1-1791 (596 amino acids)
Biological process (GO): transport
Molecular function (GO): transporter activity
Source: RefSeq, a predicted model, not a curated record
AUGAACUUGACGUGCAACUCCACGCUGGAGGACAUGAGGAUCGUCCCCGGCACGGAGAAGGUCAUAGUUGGUGCCUUGACAUUCCACCAGCUUGCCCUCAUCAUUGCGGCAGGGUCCACGCUCGUCGCCAUACUUAUGAGCUUCUUCUUGAUAUGGAUGCAUGCCCUCAAUUAUACCAAGCCCCGUGAGCAGAGGCAGUAUGUUGAGCCCUUCUUCACUUCCUGUAUGGCCCACCUGCUGACAACAUGUCGUACAACCAGCAUCAUCCGCAUCCUCUUCAUGAUCCCGGUCUACGCUACGGCUUCCUAUCUAUCAUUACGCUACCACUGGAAAGCGAUUUACUUCCAGGUCUUGAGCGAUUGCUACGAGGCCUUCGCCAUCUCGUCCUUCUUCGCCCUCAUGUGUUCCUACAUGGCGCCCGACCUGCACGAGCAAAAGGAGUUCUUUCGAGACAUGCGGCCCAUCAAGCCAUGGGUGUGGCCGCUCAACUGGUUCAGGGCCUGCUGCGGCGGCGAGAGAGGAAUCUGGAGGACCCCUAAGAGCGGCCUGACCUGGUUCAACAUCAUCUGGAUCGGCAUCUAUCACUACUGCUUUAUCCGUGUCGCCAUGACUAUCACGGCGGUGGUGACGCAGUACUUUCACCGUUACUGCGAGAGCUCCAACAACCCUGUCUUUGCACAUAUCUGGGUCAUCGCCAUCAACUGUAUCGCAGUCACAAUAGCCAUGUAUUGCGUCAUCCAGUUCUACAUCCAGCUCAAGGAGCCGCUCAAGGAACACAAGCCCUUCCUCAAAGUGCUGGCCAUCAAGCUUGUCAUCUUCCUCUCCUUCUGGCAAGCGACGGCCAUCUCUGUCGGCACAUCUACCUUGGAUCUCGUGCACGCAAACGAGGUUAUUGCCUAUCCCGACCUCAAGGUCGGCAUUCCCAUGCUACUGCUGUGCUUUGAGAUGGCUUGCUUCUCGAUCCUGCAUAUCUGGGCUUUCCCCUACCGUCCUUACACUGCUGGCGCGCCGCAGACUUUCUACCCUGUUGCCGAUCCGGAUUCCGGCCUGUCACCUAGGCCCAACGAACACGCGAAACCUAGUGGCGGGUUCAUGGGCCUACGAGCCAUCUGGGACGCGCUGAAUGUCUGGGAUAUUGUCAAGGCAUUCGGCCGCGGUGUCCGUUGGCUCUUCGUCGGCGUGCGUCACCGUCAUGAGGACAUCAGCUACCGCACGGCCCCUAACAAGGCUGGCGUGGACAUGGACGACCUCAGCCACAAGGACGGUGGGCUCCACGCCAACACGGCCUACGGCGGGGCGAACGGUGGCAAGAGCACCGACAAUCUUCCCAUCGCUACCGAGUUCCGCAGGAGCCGCUUUGACCAGUUGUACGGGCAGCAAGAGACCGGCGUGACGGGUGGUAGCGGGGGCAGGCCCGGCGCGCCGCAUCCAGAGGACGAAGCCGACGGCCUGAUCUCACACGCGCAACCCAUGUCUGGGAGCAGAGAUGCGAGAUCUCAAGAUCCCAGCCCGUACCGCAAUCCGGCAGAAUACGACGGCACGAGACCGUACGACCAAGGCGGCGACUUGUCGGCGCCUGUGCCAUACAGAGGGGCAAGGGAGCAGCCGUACGACAUGCCGGAGCAUGAUGACCGGUACGUGGCGUACGGCGGUUAUUCCGCCCCGCAAGGCCAUCCGCACCAGCAGAGGCCGAACCCGAGGAACUCGACGCAACUGAGAGUUGGUCAGGCGCUCUGGGGCACUCCUGGGAACGGCAGCAGUGGUGGUGGCGGCCGGGGUAACGAGAUAUAG